AGAGAGAUUUUUGACUUAUGCGUUCCUUCCUCUGCAAUGACUUCACCCGAUUCCAUUUCACUGACCGUUAAACACUCAACCCCUCAAUAAUAAUAUACUAUUAAUAAAUCAAUUUUUACCAGAAAAAACCCUCUCCAUUUCUCCGCUUGCAUGCUUUUAAUUUCCGCAAAAAAUUGACAUAAUAAGUUUUAAUGUCCAUUUUAUUCACGUUUGCUGACAAAUUACUAUUUCUUUGACUUUUGAUUUUAGCUUCUUCAGAUCGAGUUUUGGAUUAGGGUUUUGAGAUAUUGUAGCGAAGGUUGACUUUCUCGGUAGGUUUUGAGGUGGAGGUCGGUGGUUAUUUAGCAUUAGUUCAGUACAGUAGUGGCGAAACAUAGGUUUUUAAUGGAGAAUCUAGGUUUAUAGGUGAUGGGUUGGGGUCAAAUGUUAAUGGAUCGGUCGGUAUCUGCGAUCUCAAUCUUGGGUUUUUUCUGCUUAAUUAUCGGGAUUUCGCGAUUUUCUCGGGUUUCUGCCAACGCUGAAGGUGAUGCCUUGAAUGCAUUUAAGACAAACUUGGCCGAUCCUAACAAUGUUCUUCAGAGUUGGGAUGCGACACUUGUCAAUCCGUGCACUUGGUUUCAUGUUACAUGCAACAAUGACAAUAGUGUUACUAGAGUUGAUCUAGGCAAUGCAAAUUUGUCCGGUCAACUGGUUCCGCAGCUUGGUCAGCUCCCAUAUUUGCAAUACCUGGAACUUUAUAGUAACAACAUAAGUGGAAGAAUUCCAAAUGAUCUUGGGAACUUAACAAACUUGGUGAGCUUGGAUCUUUAUUUGAACAGUUUAACUGGUUCCAUCCCGGUGACCCUGGGUCAGCUUCAGAGAUUACGCUUCCUGAGACUUAACAAUAACAGUUUGACUGGAACUAUUCCUUUGUCUCUGACGACCGUCAUUUCACUUCAAGUCCUUGAUCUGUCAAAUAACGAUUUGUCAGGGACGGUUCCGGUCAAUGGCUCCUUUCAACUUUUCACUCCUAUCAGUUUCAACAAUAAUCCUAAACUGAUAGCUCCUCCCGUAUCUCCACCACCUCCACUUCCACCGACGGGUCCAUCUUCAUCGCGAGUUGGCAACAGUGCAACUGGGGCCAUUGCAGGAGGGGUUGCCGCUGGAGCGGCUCUUCUCUUUGCUGUUCCUGCGAUCGCGCUGGCUUGGUACCGAAGAAGGAAGCCACCAGUUCAUUUCUUUGAUGUUCCUGCUGAGGAGGAUCCAGAAGUCCAUUUAGGCCAGCUCAAAAGAUUUUCUUUGCGUGAACUCCAAGUUGCAACAGAUAAUUUUAGCAACAGAAAUAUUCUGGGUAGGGGUGGAUUUGGUAAGGUUUAUAAAGGACGGUUAGCAGAUGGUUCUCUUGUGGCAGUGAAAAGACUAAAAGAAGAACGUACACAAGGUGGAGAGCUGCAGUUUCAAACAGAAGUAGAAAUGAUCAGCAUGGCUGUGCAUCGAAAUCUCCUUCGGUUACGUGGCUUUUGCAUGACACCAACAGAGCGAUUGCUUGUUUACCCUUACAUGGCUAAUGGAAGUGUAGCAUCAUGCUUAAGAGAGCGAUCCGAAUCACAACCCCCACUUGAUUGGCCAAUAAGAAAGCGCAUAGCCUUGGGAGCUGCAAGGGGGCUUGCUUAUUUGCACGAUCAUUGUGAUCCUAAGAUCAUUCACCGUGAUGUAAAAGCUGCCAACAUAUUGUUGGAUGAAGACUUUGAAGCAGUAGUUGGUGACUUUGGGCUGGCCAAACUCAUGGACUACAAGGAUACUCAUGUUACCACGGCUGUACGUGGCACUAUUGGUCAUAUAGCUCCCGAGUACCUCUCCACUGGUAAAUCUUCAGAGAAAACUGAUGUUUUUGGAUAUGGAGUCAUGCUUCUUGAGCUCAUUACUGGGCAAAGAGCUUUCGAUCUGGCUCGUCUUGCCAAUGAUGACGAUGUGAUGUUACUGGAUUGGGUUAAGGAACUCCUAAAGCAGAAAAAAUUGGAAACUUUAGUCGAUGCAGACCUUCAGGGCAAUUAUAUUGAGGAUGAGGUGGAGCAACUAAUUCAAGUGGCUUUGCUUUGCACGCAAAGUUCCCCUAUGGAACGUCCCAAAAUGUCAGAUGUUGUCAGGAUGCUUGAAGGUGAUGGCUUGGCUGAGAGGUGGGAGGAGUGGCAGAAGGAAGAGAUGUUCCGUCAAGAGUUCAAUCACACCUACCAUCCGAAUACGGACUGGAUAGUUGCCGACUCCACUUCCAAUAUCCGACCCGAUGAAUUAUCAGGGCCAAGAUAAUCUUCCUGUGGUUCUACGAUCAAAAACUCAUGGAGAUCCUCUGUAUUUGAUUGAUAAUUGUCAUCUCUGUAAAUGAUCCUCAAAUCUAUUUUUCGAUUUUUGUUCAGUUUCCAGUUGAUAUCAUGUUUCAGAAUUUUGAUGAUGCAGGGAUGCUUGUAGGACACCAUUUGAUAUGUUCAUGUGCAAGUUAAUCACACCAGAAAUGUAUUUUUAUGUAUUAUUGAAUAGUGAAAUCAUAAAAGAAAAAAAAAUGGCAGAUCUGUUGCGACCAAGGAA
Molecule: messenger RNA, 2562 nt
Organism: Olea europaea var. sylvestris
Lineage: Eukaryota; Viridiplantae; Streptophyta; Magnoliopsida; Lamiales; Oleaceae
Product: BRASSINOSTEROID INSENSITIVE 1-associated receptor kinase 1-like
Exons: 11
Coding region: 409-2286 (625 amino acids)
Biological process (GO): protein phosphorylation
Molecular function (GO): protein kinase activity; protein binding; ATP binding
Source: RefSeq, a predicted model, not a curated record